AAUGCGCAUCCAACACAGCACACCUGGGCAUUCUGGGAGCAUCGGACCUCCGAGAAAAAAACCAUGACCAAGCAAGAAUGGGCCAACCUGCAAAAAAAAUUAUUCAGCUUCAGCACAGUCGAAGAGUUUUGGAACAACUAUGUACACAUACCUCCACCGUCCGAUUCAUUUUCGAUAUUCAAAGAAGGCAUAGCACCCGAAUGGGAGGAUUCUGCAAACAUCAAUGGUGGUGAAUGGAAUCUUCGCAAGAGUGGUCGGGGGAAUGAGGGGGAUAUGAUCGAUGAAUGGUGGCAAAAUCUCGUUCUGGGUCUAAUAGGUGAGACAAUCGAUACUGAAGAUCACAUCUGCGGUGCACGCGUC
Messenger RNA from Aureococcus anophagefferens, 360 nucleotides. RefSeq lists its product as hypothetical. Gene Ontology annotation, biological process: translational initiation. The annotation marks the transcript as partial. The record is from RefSeq and is a predicted model, not a curated record. Gene Ontology annotation, molecular function: translation initiation factor activity; RNA 7-methylguanosine cap binding. The transcript is spliced from 2 exons. NCBI's taxonomy places the organism in Eukaryota, Pelagophyceae, Pelagomonadales, Pelagomonadaceae. Gene Ontology annotation, cellular component: eukaryotic translation initiation factor 4F complex.